GGGCCCACCAGCGCCUGCUCGGGAGCCACCAAGUCCCCACAAAAUCGGCUGUUUACCUGCAGGGCAGACAGGACCCGAAGCUCCUGCCCUUUGAGGCGCUGGCUGAGGGGCCUCAGAAUGGAGAUCUGGGAAGGGCACAGCUGUCCACGGUGACCUCAGCCUGUUGUGGGGCUUGAACUUCGUUCCACACUCCAGAAAGCAAGGGUUUCUCGUCGUUUUUCCUUCCACGCCCCCCUUCCCCGGAUGUCUAAGGUGAAGUGUUUUUCUCUCUUCUCCAGCUCAGAGGCUGAGAAUGGUCUGGAGGAGAAAAAGAAGAUGUGCAGGUCGCCAACAGCCCAGCCCCCUACCCCGUCCGGCGAGGUCGAGUCCCCAGACCAGAAGAGGAUCAUUUCCUUGCGGUCAAAAUCCAGUUUUGAUGGUGCCUCUAUAGCAAGUGAUAAGAACGACUGUAAAACAGAAAGCAAAAAUGAAUCUAAGGCGGACAGGAAGAAGUCUUCAUCUUCCAGCCAGUAUAAGGCCAACAUGCACUUCCAUAAGCUGUUUCUUGAUGUCCCAACUGAGGAGCCGUUGAGGCAGAGUUUUACCUGUGCUCUACAGAAAGAGAUACUAUACCAGGGGAAGCUCUUUGUGUCAGAAAACUGGAUUUGUUUUCAUUCCAAGGUCUUCGGAAAAGACACUAAGAUCUCUAUUCCGGCUUUCUCCGUCACCCUAAUAAAGAAAACCAAAACUGCCCUUCUGGUGCCAAAUGCCCUGAUUAUAGCAACAGUCACAGACCGGUACAUCUUUGUCUCCCUGCUCUCCAGAGAUUCCACUUACAAACUACUGAAGUCUGUGUGUGGGCACUUAGAAAACACAAGUGUCGGAAACAGUCCCAACCCCUCUUCUCUUGAAAACAGUUUCCGGGCAGACCGCCCUUCAUCUCUGCCUCUGGAUUUCAACGAUGAAUUCUCAGAUCUGGACGGAGUAGUUCAGCAAAGGCGGCAAGACAUGGAAGGAUACAGCAGUUCUGGUUCCCAGACUCCUGAAUCCGAGAACUCUCGAGAUUUCCACGUGACAGAAUCCCAGACGGUUCUGAAUGUCUCCAAGGGAGAAACAAAACCCACUCGGGCAGAUGCCCAUGUGAAUAGAGUGCCUGAAGGAAAGGCCAAGAGCCCCCCCGCACAUGGUCCAUCAGAAACCAUUGGAAUCUUAAACAAAGUAAAGCCUCAGACAUGUACGACUCUCCAUCAUAUUCUUAUCUUUUACGCAAUUGUGGUCUGUGCGCUAAUCAUCUCGACCUUCUACAUGAGAUACAGAAUUAAUACUCUGGAGGAGAGGCUGGGGUCCCUGACCUCCACUGUGGACACUCAUCAUAACGGACAGACAGCACCAUCUGGCCUGGGGUCACAAGUACAAUUAAACGUGGAGGUCCUCUGCCAAGAGCUCACGGCUAACAUAAUGAAAUUAGAAAAGAUCCAAAACAACCUGCAGAAGCUGCUUGAGAAUGGUGACUGACGGACCACGUUGUUCCCGCCAACAUGAUACCUCGCGCUUCCCUUUGAAGAAGGUGCUCCCCGAGUCAGCAUGGCGGAGCGCUCCCUGCUGGCCAGAGGAGCGAGCCCACGGGCGUCCCCCGCACCGUGUUUGCACUUGGAGGUCUCCAGCUCAGGAAAGGGGGGGGGGGAUCGUUUUGGUUCCUGUGCAAUAAACAUGGCCCCUGCCUCUCUGAGGAAGUUUUCAGUGCUGCUGCCUGAGGAAAACAGACCCAUCCCUGGAGGUCUCCGUGGGGGCCUUGGUGGACACUCUGGUGGAUGAUCGUGGUUCCACAGUUAACCUGACUGUGCAGCCAACACACUCCACUCCAAGCCUGUUCAGUCCUCUCCUGCCCCCUUUUCUCUCCUGUACACCCCCCUGAACCAACCUUCAAACUAAGGGACAGAUCCCGUGCCAACAAACGUGAUAAGAUGCUUUCAAGAGUGAGCCAGGACUUUCUAAAACAGCAAGAAAUAGCUCUACUGGACAGACUCGCCUCAACCACCACCAGCACGUUUGUCCCUUCCCCCUUCCGCUGCGCUGUUCUGCUUUAAAUCACCUGUGUAUCUUCUCAGUUGAGUACCCGCAGGAAUAUGACAGAGUGGAUCAGAAAAUCCCACAUGUGUCGUGUUCAACUAACACUUAAUUGGACUGGUCGGCAUCCACCCCAGAUCAGGAAUCUGUGACACAUGCGACUCAAGUACUAAUUUAAGCUUCCUCUGCAUCCAAAACUAAUCUUUAAACCAAAAAUACCAUAGUGAUUUGAUACUGGAUUCAAAACACUGAAUUCUACAAUGCCUAGGUGGACCACGUUAGUUUUAAAGCAGGAUGUCCGUACUGAACACAGAAGCCCAUUUCAGCAUGACUAAAAGAAGUAACUGGUGGUUUGCUAACUUUUAUUUCCCAUGUGAGUUGGCUGGUUUUUAUUAAUAAUUAUUUAGGUAUCAUAAGAUCUGUAAUAUAAAUGAUAUUCUGUUUCUAUCAGCAAUGCAUUUUAUAAUCAUUUCUAUGAAAUGUAUUUUUAAUCAGAUACGCUAAUAAAUGAGUUAGUUACACCACUUGGAUGUGUCAGCCUCCUGUACAAGAUCGGUGCCUGGUGCACCCCGGCUGUUAAUAAAUCCUCACUGGUUAAACCGUC
Molecule: messenger RNA, 2650 nt
Organism: Suricata suricatta (meerkat)
Lineage: Eukaryota; Metazoa; Chordata; Mammalia; Carnivora; Herpestidae
Gene: GRAMD2B
Product: GRAM domain containing 2B
Exons: 13
Coding region: 244-1494 (416 amino acids)
Source: RefSeq, a predicted model, not a curated record